Molecule: messenger RNA, 2439 nt
Organism: Paramecium octaurelia
Lineage: Eukaryota; Ciliophora; Oligohymenophorea; Peniculida; Parameciidae
Source: the annotation of a GenBank genome assembly
AUGAGCAACUACAAAAAAUCCUUUGUGAAAUGUAAUUUAAAUAACUAAUUAAAAGUCCUUAGGUCGAUUGAUCUGUUCGGAUAAAAUAUUCUUCUCAAUCUCAACGGUGAAGAUUAGUAUAAAACUGGAUGUGGAGGUAUGAUGACUUUAUUCAUUUUGGCAAUCGUUGUGUUAUUCUUUUAAUCCAACAUAUAAGAUUUCGUCAACAAAGUCAACAUUCAAAGUGAAACUAAUCAAGUCUUUGAAGAUCAGCCAGAUUAAAUAUACAUUAAUGAUACAAACUUCAUGUUCGCAGUAGCCAUAGAAUAAACGAAUUUCAAUUCAAAUCCAUUUUUCAACAUCACCAUGUCCGCAAGGUAUUCCCUCUCAAUAAAUUAGACGCUACGAACGAUAAGGUGAUGGAUCCCUCGCCAAGGAAGAGACCCUAAUAGAUCUUGUUCCAUGCACAGUAGAGAGAUUCCAAUAGAUUUUUAAUCAGUUUGGAUAAAAUUUUACUCAGCAAUAUAAUGAGAUCGGUUUAGACUCUUGGCUUUGUCCCUAGUAUUUAAUUUCGCUAUAAUUAGACUGAAUUACUCAUUCACCCUCAAGGGAAGGUACACUAAUAAGUUUUUUGAUUUCAUGAAAAUAACUGUUAGUCAAUGUAGCAACUCCUCCCAGACAAAUUCCUUUUAUACAUGGUAGCCUAAUUGUGCAUCUGAAGAAGCCAUUUCUCAAUGGCUCAUGCAACAGAGAUAAUAUCGAGUCAAGAUGUAUUAAUUACAAUUAAUUCAGAUAUAUAACAAACCAAAUGAUCAGUCCACAAAAGGGAGAUGAUUAUGUUUAAUCCUUUUUAGAUGAUGAAUUAUUUUUCUCUUUCAUCCCCUAAGUCAUCGGUAAAGAAGUAGACAUUUUCUUUACUAAAUAUCUUAUGUAAACUGAUAAUAAUCUACUUCCAACUGGCAGUGAAUUUGAUACAACAGAGAUGUUUGCCAAAGAAUAAGGAGACUAUCGAGAUUAAAACAGUUUUGCUAGUGAUACUUAUGCGACAAUCUAUCUCAGAAGAUCCCCUUACACUACCUACAUAUCGAGAUCAUAUUAAAAAUUGGAUAAGAUGCUUUCAAUUUUAGGAGGAUUUGCCAAUAUUGUAAUUGUUGUUUUCGGGUUCUUUGUUGGCAUGUAUAAUAAACAAUUAUGUAAUCUUUAAUUUUGUAUUUAAUUUAGAUUUAAUUGAAUUGGCUAAUCAAAUUUAUGACUUUAAUUUUGGCUAGGAAUACCAAGAAAAAUUUGAAAGAGAAAAAUUGGCCUAAGACAUUACUUAUCUAAAGUCACAACCUAUGAUUUUAAGUCGAUGUAGUCCUAUUUCAUCUAUGAAUCCUGGAAAUAGUUCUUUAGGUAAGAAUUAUAGAAUGUCGAUUCGAUAAACUUUCUCUUAGAAAUUUGACUACGUUUAAGGAGUUAAGGCAAAUAGGGAGGAAUCAUGCAAAAUGAUUAUUGGUAGUCAUUGGCAGCCGAUGGGAGACAAAGAAGUUGAAUGGCAAAGUGCAGAUGCUGCUGAUGUCUACAAUAAUCAUUAGGCAGAUGUGUCUGACAUAAUUAAAGAAAAUGCAAAGAAUUAUUAAGAUGAUCCAAGAAUUUCUAAAGAUCAGACUGAAUAAGAUCGGAAGAAAUCUUGCAAAGAAAUCCAUUAAAAAAUAGUUAAGAAAAUAGGGAAUCAUAAUAGAAAGGAAUAUCUGACCAAAUAAAUUUAAGCAAUGCUUGAUCGCAGCAGACCUAUUGUGUUUACAAUUAAGUUUUUACUACAUUAAUUGUUUUGUGGAAAAUUCUUUUAGGAUUAAAAUUCAAUUCUGUUAAAUAAAGCUAUGUAUGAAAAUUAAAUUAAGAAUAGAAAGAAAAUCAAUUCAGAUAUUGACAUAUGUGUGUUGAUAGACAAAGUGAAUGAAAUAGAAUUGAUUAAAGAACUAUUAUUGAAUAAAGAUCAAUAGAUAUUGUUUAACUUUGCUCCCAAAGAAGUGAUUACAAUUGAUAAUGAGUAUCAUUAACAUUAGCCCCCUGGAAGAAGAGAGAAUAAGUAUUUUAUUGAAUCUAAAUCUCUAUAGAAGAGCAUUCACAAAGACUCUUGGAGUUCAAUUUGGAGAUGUAGCCAAAAUGAUGUUAGACAAAAAGUUUAAGAAAGGAUAAUUUGUCACGCCUGGAAUGCAAAUAUAUUAUAAACUUUAUUCAGCGUAUGAGAAGGUUGCUUUGUCAAACGAAAAGAACAAUCGAUUCAACUAGGUUUUGAUUGAAAAACUUGGCUAAGAAGUUAAAGAUGUUUUUGACAUAUCCAAUUAUAUUCAAGGGGAUCAAACUAGCAAGAAUAUAGAAAAACUAAGAAAAAAGAAAAAUAAUCCCUAGGAAGAAGAGUAGCCGAUUGGAUUAACAAGUAUGGAUUACAGAGAUAUUAAUUAAUCUAUGAUUAAAUGA